This is a messenger RNA of Pelagomonas calceolata, 751 nucleotides long. The record is from the annotation of a GenBank genome assembly. Lineage: Eukaryota; Pelagophyceae; Pelagomonadales; Pelagomonadaceae.
AUGAGUGCGACGAGGCUGCUGUAUGCAUCGGUGCUUGCAGGCGCUAUCGCGCUGCAGCCGACGCCAACCAAGCUCGUUGUCGUCAAGUACGGCGGCCACUGCAUGACCGACGAGGCCGGCUUCGCGCGCGACGUCGUCGCGCUGCAACAGACAAGCGCCGUUGUCGUCGUGCACGGCGGCGGGCCGCAGAUCCGGCGGAUGCUGCGGCGCCUCGGGCGCGGCGCGACGCGGGACGUCGUCGAGGUCGCGGAGAUGGUGCUGGGAAGGAUCGGCAAGAACCUAGCGGCGGCAAUCGGCGGCGCUGGCGGGCGGGCGGUGGGGCUCUCGGGCAGGGACGAUUGUAUGCUUCGCGCGCGGGAGGGGUUGCACGUCGACGCGACGCUGCUCCGCGCGUUGGUGGGGAUGGGAGUCGUGCCGGUCGUAGCCCCGCUGGCCAUUGGCGACGGUACUGCGACGGUCAAGUUGGACGCGGACACCGUGGCCGGUACCUUGGCCGGCGCGCUGAAGGCCGACGCGCUGCUGCUCCUGACCGACGUUCCCGGCGUCCUCGACGAGCGGGGCGAGCUGCUGCCCGAAGUGUCGGCAAAAGACGCGGAGCGACUUAUAAACGAUGGGACUGUCUCUGGUGGCAUGACUCCCAAGGUCGCGGCCGCCGUCGACGCCAUCGAAAACGGCGCCAAAGCGGCCAGAAUCGUCGACGGGCGGACGUCCUGGCUCGACGCGCGGGGCACACGAAUAACAUGACACAGUC